Messenger RNA from Exaiptasia diaphana, 1851 nucleotides. RefSeq names its product sorting nexin-2. Gene Ontology annotation, molecular function: phosphatidylinositol binding. The transcript is spliced from 15 exons. Lineage: Eukaryota; Metazoa; Cnidaria; Anthozoa; Actiniaria; Aiptasiidae. The record is from RefSeq and is a predicted model, not a curated record. Gene Ontology annotation, cellular component: endosome membrane; endosome. Gene Ontology annotation, biological process: early endosome to Golgi transport. The coding region runs from base 9 to 1448 and encodes 479 amino acids.
GAGUCAAGAUGGCGGACAGUGAACCUCCAGCACUUUUCGAUGAUGAUGAGCCUACCCCAGAAACCAAACCUGAAGAACCGGCGACUCUCUUUGGAGACACAACAGAAAUCUCUUUAGACACGGACGAUAAAAAACAGARCGAAGCCGAACCAGCRAAGCAAGAUGAGAGCAAAGAGUCCGRAGAGCCUAGUAGCGCUGCAGCUUCGGUCGAUGUGACAAACUUGUCAGACUCGAAAGAAGUAGAGGUUCCUAAACCGAAAGAGGAGGAGAAAGAGGCAGAGGAUGAGGAAGAAGAAACRGAUUCGUUUGAUAUGGAAAUCAAGGUAGCGGACCCAGAAAAAGUUGGUGAUGGAAUGAAUGCAUACAUGGUUUAUAAUGUCACUACAAAUACAAGUAUGCCAACAUUCAAGAGUCCUAACACUAGCGUGAAGAGAAGGUUUAGUGAUUUCUUGGGUCUUCAUGAAAGGCUGGCUGCUAAGUAUCUACAUCUUGGUCGUAUUGUACCACCUGCUCCAGAGAAAUCUGUUAUUGGAAUGAGUAAAGUGAAGUUUGGCAAAGAAGAAGGGACGUCAACAGACUUUAUUGACAAGAGGAAAGCUCUUCUUGAAAGGUUCAUGAAUCGAAUUGCUGCUCACCCAACAUUAAGAGAAGAUCCAGACUUUAGACAGUUUUUAGAGGCAGAGGGGCUUCCCAGGGCUAAAGACACAGCGGCUCUUAGCGGUGGGGGUAUUAAACGAUUGGUUAAGUCAAUGGGRGAUACAAUGUUUAGUCUAACAACCAAGAUGCCAGAAUCUGAUCAGUGGUUUGAAGAGAAACAAGUACAGAUUGAAACACUGGAUCAACAACUCAAAAAACUGCAUCAYAAUGUGGAGAUGCUUGUUGUCAAUAGAAAAGAAUUAAGCACUGCAACUGCAACAUUCUCAAAAAGUGCUGCCAUGUUAAGUAAUUCUGAGGAACAUACUUCUCUGUCACGUGCCUUGACUCAGUUAGCUGAAGUUGAAGAGAAAAUAGAACAACUACAAACUCAACAGGCUGAAACUGACUUCUAUGUCUUGUCGGAGCUUUUGAAAGACUACAUUGGACUCAUUCAUUCAAUAAAAGCAUGUUUUCAUGAGCGCGUCAAAGCAUAUAGUACAUGGCAAAAUGCACAACAAACUCUGACCAAAAAACGAGAAGCUCUUGUCAAGAUUGAACUUGCAGGGAAAAAUGAAAAGCUGCCACAGGCUCAGGAUGAAGUGAAAGAGUGGGAGCAAAAAGUAGAAAAAGGACAAGAAGACUUUGACACCAUAUCCAAGACAAUYCGUAAAGAAAUUGCUCGUUUUGAAAAUAAUCGUGUGAAGGAUUUCAGACAAGGUAUCAUUAAAUACCUGGAAGCCAUGAUGGAAACACAACAGCAACUCAUCAAGCAAUGGGAAGGUUUUCUGCCUGAGGCAAAAGCAAUAGCUUAAAUGUUAUAGGAACACAGAACUGAAUAUGUUUGCCAUAAAAAGUAGACAUAUUGGGAUUUUAAAUGAUAUAAAAAUUACAAAGACCAUUUAAUGGCCAUCAAAAAGAUGGUUUGUUAAUUCAAAUGAUGAAACACUAUAGCAUUCAAAGUAUUCUUAAAUUCUUCUCUAUAAAUUCUCAUCCAGUGAUUUCCAUUAUUUUCCCCUAAAGAAACCAUGGUAACAUGCWAAAUAAAAGUCUCUUCUCUUCUAUGAUUGGUUGAUUGUGUGAUUGACAGAUGGGAAGCCAGUUAWCAGUAAGCACUCUUGUUAUCCGUAGUAAAAUAUCUCAUUGCACUCAAGUUUUUUUAAUGUUGUAAAUCUGAUAGGCUAUUAGAAUUAAUAAAAAAUAAAUAUUUGAUAGUGA